Vicia villosa (hairy vetch) is the source of this 651-nucleotide messenger RNA. RefSeq lists its product as uncharacterized. The transcript has a single exon. The coding region runs from base 1 to 651 and encodes 216 amino acids. NCBI's taxonomy places the organism in Eukaryota, Viridiplantae, Streptophyta, Magnoliopsida, Fabales, Fabaceae. The record is from RefSeq and is a predicted model, not a curated record.
AUGCAUUUUGUGGAGUGUGAAUGUAAGGCGAUCCAUGUUCGAGGGAGAGGAGAUUUUGUCCUAAAGGAGAAAUUUCGUAUCAUUAAGGAUAAGCUUAGAUGGUGGAAUAUCACGGUGUUUGGUAAGUUCGAUUUGGAAGUUGAGGAAGGGGUUCGUGAGUUGAAUGAGGCGGAUGAUUGUGAUGUAUUGGAUAAUGAGAUUCAAGCCAUUAAAAAAGAUGCUAGUAGUAGAUUUUGGUUGAAUCUUCGAAUCAAAGAGAAUAUGCUUAUUCAAAAAUCAAGACUAAAGUGGCUUAAUGAUGGAGAUUCUAAUAGUAAAUAUUUUCAUAGAGUUAUGAAAGAGAGGAGGAGGAGGAAUUAUAUUUGCUCUAUUUCCACUCCUAGUGGCACUAUUGAUGGAGUGGAAGAGGUUAAGGAAGAAGUGAGGCGUCACUUUGAUAGCAAGUUUAAGGAAGAUAAUUUUAGUAGACCGGUUUUUGAUAAUGGGAUGUUCAACGCUUUGUCUUUGGAGGAUAGCGCUUCUCUUGAGUUACCCUUCUCGGAGGGGGAAAUUAAAGAGGCGGUGUGGAGUUGUGAUGGUUCUAAAAGCCUGAGACCGGAUGGUUUUUCUCUUCUUUUUUGUGAAGAAAUAUUGGCAUUUUUUAAUGGAUGA